Molecule: messenger RNA, 1595 nt
Organism: Myripristis murdjan (pinecone soldierfish)
Lineage: Eukaryota; Metazoa; Chordata; Actinopteri; Holocentriformes; Holocentridae
Gene: tafa3a
Product: TAFA chemokine like family member 3a
Exons: 5
Coding region: 401-799 (132 amino acids)
Molecular function (GO): receptor ligand activity
Source: RefSeq, a predicted model, not a curated record
ACCUAACCUCAGCCGCUAUGUGGACGGAUAGUAAUAAUCACAUCAUGCUUGCAUCCAGAAACUAUGAGUGACAGUCCGCCGUGUAGUGCAGCUCCUGCAGCCGCUUUGCACAUGGGAAGUUGUGAGAAAGAGCCCGAGGACCAGCAACUUUCAUAGACUCUCAAGUGCAUCGCAUGCAAGUAGCCCGCAGCCCAAUUUAGACUUCUUUGACUCAGGGAUUGUGCGUCUGGAGAGCUCUGACACCAGCCCAGUGUUUUUUAGGUUAUGUGUUGCGGAGGGCACCUGACAGCGGCAAGGAAAUGGCAUUUCUCUAAAGAAAAGAUCUCGGGUUUUUAUGGUUGACAAUGGCGAACAAAUGAGAGGGAAAUUUCCCGGGAUUAAUUGACUGCACAACGACAGAAUGCGGGAGAGGGACCUACAGAGCAUGUGCAGAAGGGUGCUGCUGCUGGCCGUCUGUUUGGUGUCUCUCUGGGGACAGCUGACCAUCGCAACAUCACACAGAAGCCACAUAGUGCAUGUGAAGGCGGGAACCUGUGAAGUAAUUGCCGCGCACCGCUGCUGCAACAAGAACAAGAUCGAAGAGAGAUCCCAGACUGUCAAGUGCUCCUGCUUCCCUGGACAGGUGGCAGGAACAACAAGAGCGGCUCCAUCUUGCGUGGACGCAUCCAUAGUUGCACAGAAGUGGUGGUGCCAGAUGCAUCCUUGCAUGGAUGGGGAAGAGUGUAAAGUGUUGCCAGAUCUGAAAGGAUGGAGCUGCAGUACAGGAAACAAAGUAAAGACAACCAAGGUCACUCGAUAGUCCUCUAUUUCCAGGGUAACCUUGUUUGGAAACAGACAUCGCUUCCUUGACUGACACCAUAGGACUUCUGGAUAUGAUGUGUUUUGAGGCUUGGUGGAAACCAGGGACCAGUAUGGACAAUAAUAACUGACAUUCCACUGAACGAAUGGAGAACGAUGACCAGGGGACAUCAUGUGAGACUGCAUAUCCAAAACGGACUACUGACUUUAGAUCCAGCAUCGACAGUAGCUGUCUCUGAACUGUACUGCCCACGACAUUUCAAUUUGUAUCAUAGUUUUAUUCCUAUGGGCUAGAAGACUCUACCCUGAAGAUAUUUAAUGAGUGAAUGACUGUGGAUUACACAAGAAAAACACACCCUUAAAACAAAACCAUGUGACGUGAAUUUUUUUUUUCUUUCCACAGAGAGCAGCAGGACUCUUGACACAUAUCUGUGCUGAAGAUCUAGUGAGAUCAUAAGAAUUUUCAUUCCUUUUAGCCCUACGAAGCAGAUAUCUCUUCUUUUUAAGGUUUUGUUGAUUUGAAACUAUCAAGUGUUCGGCUUUCUUAUGUUUGGUGGAACAUCGAGUCUUCUUUUCAAAGGCUUGACACAUCAAAAAGUGAUGCCACAACAAUAAGUACAGAAAUAAUGUGAUGAUGUUUGACUAGGAGUCACCAGGGGUCAAUGCAGCAGUUUAAAUUAACACGAGCUGAGUUCUGCCAAGCUGUUUUAAUGACAUCUGUUGUUUUCAAAGCCUGGUGACUCACAUUGAUUACAAAUGUCAGUAUUAUCUCAAUAAAUCUAACUCAAUGGAAAUCA